AUGUUUUCAACGAUAUCAGCUAAAAGGUUAUUUAAACUACAGAUCUCCAAUGGCAAUAUUGCAUUCUUCUCAUUUGCCGCGCGUACACAUUCCGCUGGAGCAACAGCUGCGGUCUAUCGCGCCACUGGCGAUUCUCUUUGCUUCGAACAUCGUGCUUGGCAAUCUGAAUCCCAUCAAUUUGCUCUACUAUAUGGCGCCUUACUCGCUGGUGAUGUUGACACCGGUGGCGCUCUACUACGAGGUGCCGGCGAUGCGCGCCGAGUGGCAGCACUACGGAGAGACCGAACCGCUUGUCAUCCUGCUGUAAACUUUUUAAAUGCAUUGGGAUGUGGUGUUGCCGUAUUAGGUGUUAUAUGGUACAGUCAAAUAAGAUAUGAAGCAUCUAAGCAAUCUUCAUCUUCAUCUUCAACAUCAUCAUCAUCAAAUACAAACAUAAAUAACAACAACAACAACAACAUAAACAGCAUCAACCAUAUACAUACAACAAAUUUAACAACGAAUUUAACAACGAUAACAAUUUUAAACAACGAUAAUAUAAAUAGUGAUAAUGAUAUAGUUAUUUCGGAAAAUUCAACAAUAGUUAAAGUUUUUGCAUUUUCAAAUUAA
Heterostelium album PN500 is the source of this 606-nucleotide messenger RNA. RefSeq lists its product as uncharacterized. The record is from RefSeq and is a predicted model, not a curated record. Bases 1 to 606 code for a protein of 201 amino acids. The transcript has 5 exons. Lineage: Eukaryota; Evosea; Eumycetozoa; Acytosteliales; Acytosteliaceae.